AUGGACAAGCUAAUCGUUAAGAGAAACGUCAUCGAAGGACGGCUGCGUAGGACCGAAGAACGUAUCGAAGCUGGCGGCGGCAUCAACAGCAUUGAUGGCCUUAAUGCUGAACUGGGGUGCAUCCAGGAGCUAUGGCAAGACUUUCGAGCUAUCCAACAGGAGAUUCUCGAGUCCUGCAUGGAUGUUCCCAGUUUGGAGGAGCAUCUAGAUGCCGAAGCGGAUUUGGUGGCACGGUUCAACGCAGCGAAGGCCGUUCUAAACGGCAGAGUCCGCGCUCUACUGCGGACGGAGGAGAAGAGGGAACCGGAACCAAGCGAUGGUGAACCCGAACUUCCGACCAAUGCUGACGAGAGCUUUUCGUCAUCAUUAGGUAAUCGGGCACCGAUCGCACCGGAACCUGCAAUACUAAACGCGACGAACGUACCGGGCACGGAGCAGGAGGCACCCAUACGUCGGUCGCCAACAAGUGUGCGGCUAGCUACCCCGGAGCUGCAUCUGCCGAAGGGUAUUUUGCCGACGUUUUCGGGCGAAUACGGAGAGUGGUCAUCAUUCUACGACCUGUUCAUCAGUGCAGUGCAUAACAACCACAACCUUACCCGAGCUCAAAAAUUAUUUUAUCUAAAAACGUACACCUCGGUACCAUCCGGGCAUUCCCUUCGGAGGCUGUUCGACACGGCGGAUGAUAUCAUUCGAGCCUUGACCGCGCUUAGCAGGGAGGAAAGGGACUGCUGGUUGAUUCAUCUGCUACUGAUGAAGGUGGAUGUAGAUACCCGGCAAACAUGGAUCGACCGCACCGCAUCAUUCGAAUACCCCGCUACGAUGGAGGAGUUUCUGGUGUUUAUCGACCAACGGGCCUACGCAUUAGAAACAGCUCACAAUUCAUCAUUUCGCACUACUACUGGUGCGACUCCACGACCUACGGUGGGCGGAAAAUUAGUGGGAAGACAACGGAUGCAAAGUUACGUCGCUACUGAUUCAGAGAGACUCCAAACCAUUCGGCAACUGGGGUCGUGUACCAAUUGCCUGCGCACAGGCCAUGGAACGGAGCCAUGCGGCGCGGGAAAAUGUAAGCGGUGCAACCAGAGUCAUCACACGCUUCUGCACGACAGCCUGGUGCCAACUCAGGUGCACCUGUCUUUCGGAACGGUGAACCAUGUCGCGGCGGACCACUUCUCAUCCGUAAUUCUCGCUACAGCCGUCAUUUGGGUCAAGAGCGCCACCGGAGAACGCGUCCCAGCUCGAGCCCUUCUGGAUUCCGGUUCACAGGCAUCUUUUGUUACGGCCAGCCUCGUGGAACGACUGCAAUCGCGAACCUGUCGCAUCGACAUUCCUCUGAAAGGAAUCUCCGGAAUGGCAACCAAGCUGCGCAAGGCCGCUUCGCUCACUAUCGGAUCCCGACACUCCAGCUUCGAGGCAACCAUCGAGUGUGCUAUUUUGGAAACAAUUUCUGGCCGCUUACCGAACCAAGUAUGCGACGUAAGCGGUUGGGGAUUGGAACCAGGGCUGCCACUUGCGGACGAAAAUUUCCAUAUUCCAGCGAACAUCGACCUGCUUAUCGGGGCCGGAGUCUUUUACAAGCUUCUGGAAAGCAACCGAAUUCCACUUGGGCCGUUCAAGCCGGUCCUCCAACAAACCGUAUUGGGUUGGGUGGUGGCCGGUGAGUGUUACACCGGAAGGCCGGAAAACCCAACCGCACUCAGUCUGAUUACUACGUUACCAUCCGAUGAAACACCGCUUUCGUUAAAUCAGAUGGUCGCACGGUUCUGGGAGCUAGAGACCUUAGUUCCACAGCCAAUCCUCUCCGAUGAAGAACAGCGGUGCGAAGACCACUAUCGACUACAUACUACCAGAGAUCACACUGGUAGAUAUGUAGUCAAACUUCCCUUUAAACGAGACCCGGUAGAGAUGGCCGAAACGGGAUACGAGGCGCUGCAGCAAUUCAACGCACUUUGCAGGCAACUACAAAGGGAUCCAGAGAAGAGGAAACUUUACGAAGAUUAUAUCAACGGGUUUAUCACCGCGGGCCACAUUAGUCGUGCGGCUCCACUAACGAAGGCUCAACGGCUAAUAUAUCUGCCACACCAUGGGGUCCAGAAGGAGAGUACCACCACUAAGCUCCGGGUGGUGUUCAAUGCAGCGAUGAAAGCCAAGAAUGGUGUUGCGCUGAAUGACCUGCUUAUGACGGGGCCGGUAAUACAAAAAUCACUGUACCACAUACUGCUCAACUUCAGACGGCAUCCAGUGGCUCUAACGGGGGACAUCGAAAAGAUGUACCUCCAGGUCCGUGUUUCAUCAGAGGACAGUGAGCGAUUGAGAAUGAUCUGGCAAGAGCCGGGUCGCAAGGUGGCGGAAUACUGUAUGAAUACAGUAACAUUCGGUUUGACGUGCGCACCAUUCUUGGCGACCAGGACGCUAAAACAGCUCAUCAUCGAUGAAGGCCCAGAUUUUCCCGUGGCUCAAGAGUGUAUAGACGAUUUCUACAUGGACGACUGCCUGACCGGGGCGGCUUCCAUGACAGCGGCUAGGCAGAAAAGAGAGCAGCUGACGGCAAUGCUGGCAAGAGGCGGUUUUCCGAUCCGGAAGUGGGCCUCCAACGAACCGGCAGUUCUUGAAGGAGUACCUCGAGAGGACUGCGCCACGGAGAUGGCGUUAGACUUUGAACCCGACGCUACUGUUAAAACACUCGGAAUCAGAUGGCAGUGUCGCGGAGACAUAUUUAUCUUCGAAGCUAAUUUCGACGCUUACCAGGAGAGCUACACCAAGAGGCAGGUUCUAUCCACGAUCGCCAAGAUAUUUGAUCCACUCGGCUUGAUCGGACCAGUCAUAACCAUAGCGAAAGCAUUCAUGCAGGAGAUUUGGAAGAUCAGCUGUGAUUGGUCCGAUCCACUGCCGCCUAGCUUUAAUCAACGAUGGCGGAUGUUCCUGACUCAUUUGGGAGAAGUUUGGCGAGUGAGAGUCCCUCGGCGCAUAUUAAGCAUCGAUCAACCUACCCGCCUAUUUCUGCAUGGAUACUGCGACGCUUCGGAGCUAGCAUACGGAGCGGUGGUCUAUCUGCGAGCGGUCGACAACAGAGGCAACACCAGUUCCAGGCUGUUGUGCUCGAAAUCAAAAGUAUGUCCAAUCAACCGACCCACCAUUCCGAGAAGUGAGCUGUGUGCGGCUGCCCUGCUGGCCGAGCUAAUAAGGACGGUCAAAGAUAACCUUCGCAUGGAGAUUCAUAAAACAGUAGCUUUCAGCGAUUCAAUGACCACGUUAGCGUGGAUUUCGGGAGACCCUUCAAGGUGGAAAACCUUCGUCGCGAAUCGGGUGGUGCAGAUCAACGAGGUCCUACCGGCGAUUAACUGGCGUCACGUUCCUACAAAACAAAACCCGGCGGAUCUCUUGAGUCGUGGAGCAGCCCCUGUGACGUUGGCAAGCAACAAGUUGUGGUGGUGUGGUCCAUCCUGGGACCCGGAGGAAACCAGUGAGGUACCAAGUGUACACCUUACCCCGGCCGAAGAACGCUCCGUGGAUAAGGAGCAACGAAAGGUAUAUCCAGCGCAGGCGUACUUCGUCAGUGAAAGCGAGACGCUUGACCAUCUCCUGAACAAGUAUUCCAGCACAGUGCGGCUGUUCAGAGUGUUGGCGUGGAUUCAUCGCUUCGUGGACCACUGCGAAAUGCCACCGGAAGAUCGAACGUCGGGACCCCUAACGGUUGAAGAAAUCCAGGGGGCAGAACGUAAGCUGAUACGGUAUACUCAGCAUCAAGCCUACGACGCUGAAAUCACCGCGCUGCAAAAGGGAGACUCGCUGCCAGAGAAGAGCAAGCUGUGGCCGUUGACACCGUUUUUGGACGGAGGACUGCUCAGGGUGGGCGGCAGACUGGCUAGAUCGAAUUUGCCGUACGAAGCGAAGCACCCUUGGAUUCUACCACCGGAAAGUAAGCUGGUGAGACUUAUUUUUCAACAAGCGCAUGUUCGAAACCACCACUUAGGAGCGCAGGCGCUUCUAGAUCACGUCAGGCGUACCUUUUGGGUUCCUAAAGGACGAAAUCUAGCCAGAAACACAGUCUGGAACUGCGUUCCUUGCUUCAAGGCGAACCCAAAUCGAGGCAUAGUGCAGCAGGUUAUGGGCCAACUUCCCCCAGAACGACUACAGCAAUCACCACCAUUUUUCUACUGUGGCGUAGACUACGGCGGUCCAAUCAACAUCGUGGAACGACGAGGCCGAGGCGCGAGCACUAGCAAAGGCUACAUCGCUCUUUUCGUAUGCUUCGCCACGCGGGCCGUGCACAUCGAGGCGGUGAGCAAACUAACGACGAAAGCAUGCUUGGCGGCGUUUAGGCGAUUCAUUGCGCGGCGAGGCGUAGUCGGCCACGUCUACAGUGAUAACGGCACCAAUUUCCAAGGCGCGGCCAAAGAAAUGCGGGAUUGGUACCAAAAAAUACAAUCCCCGGACCACAAUCACCGUAUGGCAAACUUUCUGGCAGGGGGAGGAACGCAAUGGCACUUCAACGUCCCGGGCGUACCGCACAUGGGCGGUCUCUGGGAGGCCGGCAUAAAAAGUGCAAAAAGGCAUCUCAACAUCGUUGCGGGGAAUGCUAAGCUGACCUUUGAAGAAUUUAGCACUCUGCUGACGGAAAUCGAGGCGAUACUAAAUUCCAGACCGCUGUCCCCUCAAACAAGUGAUCCGAAUGAUCUAAGACCGUUAACUCCGGGACAUUUUCUGAUCGGCAGGCCAAUCAUCGAAGCAAACGAAGGUGCGCAAUACCCGAAUAGCGCAGACUUACCCUACGACGUGAGGUUCAAAUACGUAACUCAGCUGAAAAAUCAUUUCUGGGAAAGGUGGAGCCGGGAAUACAUCCCGGAGUUAAUGGUCAAAGGAAAAUGGCAAAGACCCCUGAACCCGCUAAAGGAAGAAGAUCUGGUGCUGAUCAGGUCAAAAAAUCUGGUGGUGGCGCAAUGGAGACUCGGAAGGAUUGUCAAACUUCAUCCAUCGCCUGACGAUCGUCCGAGGUUGGCAACGAUAAAGGUACAGUCGGCGGAAAUUGUACAAACCGUGCACAAUUUAAGUAAAAUUCCCAUCAAUAGAGAGGAAAAUUAA
Messenger RNA from Uranotaenia lowii, 5082 nucleotides. RefSeq lists its product as uncharacterized. The record is from RefSeq and is a predicted model, not a curated record. The coding region runs from base 1 to 5082 and encodes 1693 amino acids. The transcript has a single exon. Gene Ontology annotation, biological process: DNA integration; proteolysis. Gene Ontology annotation, molecular function: nucleic acid binding; aspartic-type endopeptidase activity. NCBI's taxonomy places the organism in Eukaryota, Metazoa, Arthropoda, Insecta, Diptera, Culicidae.